GACGUGAUCGAUAAAAAUUUAAGCAAGUGUGGGCAAGUGUCUUUACGGCCCGGAAGAGAUAAAAAUAUUCGGCUGCAUUCUUUCUUCUGCAACUUCCAUGACCCAUGGUCGCCUCUCAAUCUGACAAGCCCAUUCCUCGUCCUUACAAGUGUCCAUAUCCUCUAUGUGGUAGGGCCUUUAGCCGCCUCGAGCAUCAGACUCGUCAUAUCCGGACUCACACCGGCGAGAAACCUUUUGCCUGCAACUUUCCGUCUUGCGAGAAACGAUUCUCCAGAUCGGACGAGCUCACUCGACACUCACGAAUACACAACAAUGACGCUCCAAAGCAACACAAAGCCUCCACAAAACACACCGACGCCCCAUCAGAAGGAGGGACGGUAAAGAAAAAGGCAAAAAGUAGAGCCAACAGUGAUGACGAGGGGGAGACCUAUGCAAGGCCAACGUCCACAACCUACGAAGACCCACAAAAACGCCGUUCCCACUCAACCUCAUUCACAACACUUUCAUCGCUUGCUAUAGAUGAACUAGUCGCUUUGGAGCGCGAAGAAGCAUUGCGGCGAGCACAAUAUGCGGCUAAGCACGCACAGGCGUUACGUCGUGCGGAAUCAGAGGCACGUUCUCAAUUCCAGCUGCAUCAACGGCACCAGCAACACCAUCAUCGGUCAUCUAAUCCUUAUCCGGCCCCUUUCCAAGCCUCCUUCGCCGAUAAUCGCCUAUCCAAAAGUGCCACGACUUCCCCAGUCCCUACCCCGCUCUAUACGCCUCUCAGUUCCACAAGUGACAGGGGCUAUUUCGGACUCUCAAAUGAAAGAGAGAACGAGAACGAGGGCGACGAGGCGAAGAUCUAUUCUACUCCAGAGGAUGAUGAUAGCCUGAUAUUGGUUGACGAUCUGGAACGAGCGAAAGAACUCAAGGCCACAAGAAGGCUUAGUGGCCCCGCUUACUUCACGACACCGGGCGCAGUCGACCGUGCAGAUGCUAGCACAGCAUCGGGAACAUCUUCAAGUUACCUAAGUCAGUCUCGUUCUACAGGACAUCUGGUCAGCCUAGGCGGCCAUCAUAACCAUCAUUCACACCAUGGAUGGGCACAUCCAUACCAUCAUCCCCCCGAUCCCAUCUACGCCCACGGAAGGAGAGCGCAUGACUCUCCUUCACCCAUGUCUUCGGACUCGGAGGGUGCACAGGUGCAAAUGCAUAGGUCUAAGUCACAUCAGGGCAACGCACGUACACCCCAUGCGAACUCCCGACAUCCAUCUCAAUACAGUAACAACACUCUUCCGCCGCCAUUGUCGUCAUCACCCUCUACUACCACGGCUUCGGCCUCGACCUCUCCACAUUCAUUCCAUCUCCAGCCACAAUCUUACCCUACCUACCCGCGCUCUGUCCCCAAUUCUCCCCCAAAAUCAAGUCCGCUUACUUUUGGUUCUUCGAGCGGUGUGCUGUAUAAAUCCCCCUCGUCCGCGGAGUUUCCCACUCCGGUAGCUCCGGUAGCUUACACGCCCAGCACAAGUCCUUUCCUUGGACCACUACGCGGAUUGAACUUGUAUUCCACGAACACAUCAAGGGCCCCCAGCCCAGUCUCAUUGCCUCCACCUGUCCAUGCGUCUUCACCUAACGACCUUCCCUCUCAUUACCGGAACCAUCAUCGCCAUCAUCACGGUACGCACCAUCCAUACAGAGACUCGAAGGGAGACUACCAUUCCCAUCACGCAGCGCAUCUGAUUGCGGCUAAUGGCAGUUCUAGUCCCGAUAGUAUUCUCCACGUGGAUCUGGGGUCAGGACCGGGUAGUGUGGAGACGGGGAGAACCGCGUCAAGUACCCCGACUGGACACCCGCCAUCAUAUAUCCGUGAAGUCAGGAGUGCGGAUUCAUCAAGGGCUUCGUCUCCACUGCAUUGGGAACACCCGCCGAAGACCCAGACUCACUUGGCCCAUUCAGUUAGACUCGCGUUUGGAAUGACACCUAUACACCCAAAGCUCCCGCUUUCAUCUAAACGAUCGAUGUCGCCUGCACGGGUUCCGUCACCGAGCUCCCAUCCCCAUCACAAUCAAUUGGGAGCAAGCAUUGUACCCGGUGGAAUGUUUCCUAUCUCAAUGCCUCCGUCGAGAAGUAGCUCGCCACCCAUUACUCUAGCACCGCUGAAGUUACCGACAGGCAAAGAGGAGGACAGCAACAAAGAGGUAAAGGGCGACAAUGAUGAGAACUCAAAGAGGGACGAUUCGGCGCAAACGAAAGUUGAGUUACCUGGAUUCAGCGUCUUUGAAGCAGCGGCGAGAGGACAUGUGGUUGCCAUGGCGGUUGAUUCGCCUGUAGCGGCAGCUGUGAGAUAACAGCUCCAUUUUUUGACGACCGAAUCAUCUUAUAGACUAUGCUAACUAUGCUACCAUCCUCUUCCCUACUUAAUCACGCCCUCAAUCACCCCAUCUCAUCAAGUCAUUAGUUGAUAGAAUUUUUUUUUGACUUUUUUGUUUGUUUUCGACAGUCAACAGGGUCUAGAUUAGAACCCUCCCCAUAGACGAUUUUACCCACCCCCAUAGAUUCUUGUUCUUGAGCAUAUGCAUAUGGGUUAUUAUGUAUUCACACACUUGCUAUUCUACCUAUCACUAUCGUCUCUAGUACACAAGUACAAGUACAGCUAUUGUCGUAUUUGUAGCGUUCCUUCAACAAUCCUCAGACAGUGAAAGGCCCA
Molecule: messenger RNA, 2689 nt
Organism: Marasmius oreades (fairy-ring Marasmius)
Lineage: Eukaryota; Fungi; Basidiomycota; Agaricomycetes; Agaricales; Marasmiaceae
Exons: 3
Coding region: 105-2330 (741 amino acids)
Cellular component (GO): cytoplasm; nucleus
Molecular function (GO): RNA polymerase II cis-regulatory region sequence-specific DNA binding
Source: RefSeq, a predicted model, not a curated record